AUCGCCAGUCUCCUCCAGCAGCAAGCAUACUGGGUGCAUCCUUCCCAACGGUGAGGAAAUGGCGAGCCAGUCCCAGGGAAUCCAGCAGCUGCUGCAAGCCGAAAAACGAGCUGCAGAAAAAGUAGCGGAAGCCCGGAAACGUAAGAACCGUCGCCUGAAGCAGGCCAAGGAGGAGGCCCAGGCAGAGAUCGAGCAGUACCGUCUGCAGCGGGAGAAGGAAUUCAAGACCAAGGAGGCUGCGGCUCUUGGGUCCCAUGGUAACUCGGCAGUGGAGGUGGACAAGGAUACCGGGGACAAGAUGAAGCUCAUCCACGACAGCUACCAGAAGAACCGCGAGGUCGUCCUGGCCAAUCUGCUGAAGAUGGUGUGCGACAUCAAGCCAGAGAUCCAUGCCAAUUACCGUGUGGCUGGAUAGACCCCGUCCGCCACCACACACACACACACACACACACAUAUACACACACACACACACACACACACACACCUUAAUUACACAGGAAAGGCUGGGAUAAAGACUACUGUUGUACUGCAGUCAGGGGCAUUGCUGACAUUGUGAGGUCAUUCGUGCUUGUUAUCAGUACGGCCUUUUGCUUGUGAUGAGUGUUCUCUUUUACUGUCCAGCUUUCUGUUGCGUUCUCUGGGCUCUGUAAAAGCAGAUGGUUAAAGCCAGGUUUGAUGGUUAUCCCACCACAGUGGAGAUGGACCUCUUUGUUCAAAAAAGUCCAUUGCCGUGAAGUUAUGAAAGCGUAAGAGCUGGGGUCAGCUGUUUUGUGUUAGCCAACACUGUGGCUGGAUAUCAAACAGAUGGUGGGUUAAGGAGCAAAAGAUCAUUCACUGUCGCUGCCUGUGUGGAUCAAACCUGUAAUGGCCUGGUGCAACACAAUCAAAGUUGCUGCCUCUUAGCUGCUCCUCUGUCUGUAAGCUUGUCAAGAUUAGGAUUUUGUUGUGUGUGAAGAAUCUUUCUGUGUAUCUUGCCAUGCACUGUGUUGUCCUCUCUUAUUUAUUUAUGAAGGUUUUGUUACUGUUGUUGUUUCGUUGGGUGACCCGGGGCUUAAAGAUCAGAGCACUGUAUCAACACUGUUCACUAACUUUGU
Molecule: messenger RNA, 1094 nt
Organism: Megalops cyprinoides (Indo-Pacific tarpon)
Lineage: Eukaryota; Metazoa; Chordata; Actinopteri; Elopiformes; Megalopidae
Gene: atp6v1g1
Product: ATPase H+ transporting V1 subunit G1
Exons: 3
Coding region: 59-415 (118 amino acids)
Biological process (GO): proton transmembrane transport
Cellular component (GO): vacuolar proton-transporting V-type ATPase complex
Molecular function (GO): proton-transporting ATPase activity, rotational mechanism
Source: RefSeq, a predicted model, not a curated record